This is a messenger RNA of Pseudonaja textilis, 414 nucleotides long. Lineage: Eukaryota; Metazoa; Chordata; Lepidosauria; Squamata; Elapidae. The record is from RefSeq and is a predicted model, not a curated record.
AAUGAAUUUCGACCCUGGACGGACAUCAGGCCGGUGAGAGCUAUCAAAGCCAAGUCUCAGUAUGAGCCUCCAGAUGAGAAAAUGAAUCACCAGACAAGCUACAGUACCCAGUUCACUGCCGAGGGAGCAAAGCCUGGCCCACACGACAACAAAUUCUUGGAGCACCGAAGGAUACGCAGCCUCUAUAAAGAGCCGCAGAAAGAAUCUUCAAAGGUGGAGAAGCCCAGUCCUCAGCCUUCUAAGCCAAAAAAGACGACCCCAAGCCAUAAAUCUGUGAAAAAGCCCAAAGAUAAGCAGGUGGCAUCCAGCAGGGCAUCGAAGAAGAAGGGCACAGAAACAUCUAGCAGAACCACGGCCGACGACAAGGAGAAAAGUAAAGAAAUUAACAAUAAGUUGGCUGAAGCUAAAGAAUAA